Messenger RNA from Cornus florida, 1215 nucleotides. Its product is annotated as NADPH-dependent pterin aldehyde reductase. The record is from RefSeq and is a predicted model, not a curated record. Gene Ontology annotation, molecular function: oxidoreductase activity, acting on the CH-OH group of donors, NAD or NADP as acceptor. Lineage: Eukaryota; Viridiplantae; Streptophyta; Magnoliopsida; Cornales; Cornaceae. Gene Ontology annotation, biological process: folic acid-containing compound metabolic process. The coding region runs from base 118 to 879 and encodes 253 amino acids. Gene Ontology annotation, cellular component: cytosol. The transcript has 5 exons.
UGAGCUCUCUCAAAUGCCAAAAAAAGAUGUGAACGUAACUGGACAUUUAACAUUUUCGAGAAGCUAAACGGCGAGUGAAGAAGGUGAGAGAGAGAGAGAGAGAGAGAGAGAGAGAAGAUGACGGUGACGACGGCGACGUUGGGAGGAGGAGCACACAGAACGGUACUGAUAACAGGAGUGAGCAGAGGGAUUGGGAAAGCCCUAGCCCUAGAAUUGGCCAAGAGAGGCCAUACCAUCAUUGGUUGCUCUCGCUCACAGGACAAGCUCAAUUCUCUACAAUCAGAGCUCUCCUCUGUCUCUUCCUCUUCUUCCCAACCUCCUCAAUCCAAUCCUUCCUCCUCUAAUAAGCACCUUUUCAUGAAUGUCGAUGUGAGGUCAAAUAGCAGUGUUGAAGAGUUGGCACGUGCUGUGAUGGAAAAGAAAGGCGUUCCAGAUAUCAUAGUAAACAAUGCAGGGACCAUUAAUAGAAACAACAGGAUAUGGGAAGUUCCAGCAGAAGAGUUUGAAACUGUCAUCGAUACUAAUUUAAAGGGGGUAGCAAAUAUGUUGCGUCAUUUCAUCCCUCUUAUGAUUGAGACCAAGCAAGGGAUUAUUGUCAAUAUGUCAUCUGGGUGGGGAAGGUCUGCUGCUGCACAGGUUGCUCCUUAUUGUGCUUCAAAAUGGGCGGUAGAGGGUCUAACUAGGUCAGUGGCGAAGGAGUUACCCAGUGGAAUGGCAAUUGUUGCACUUAAUCCAGGUGUGAUAAACACUGACAUGCUUGCAUCUUGCUUUGGCAGUUCGUCGGCUCUCUACCAGACACCCGAGUCAUGGGCUCCAAAGGCAGCUACAAUGAUACUCAAUCUUACUAUGGCAGACAAUGGUGCAUCGCUCACUGUGUGAAUGGACGCAUCUGAGCAACAUCCUGUUAGUCGUUUGUGCAGAUAUAUCAAGAUGAAGAUCUUCCGGCGUUCAAGUCAUAGUAAUAUUCUACGAUUUGGUUAAAGCAUAAGAUUUGAUUCAUAUGACCUGUAAGAGUUGUUAUUUUCAAGGAAUUGAUCAUGUCUUGUGAAUUCCCAGGAAUACACUCGAGGAGAAAUAUGUGAACAAGGGUCUUCAUACUAUUCUAUGAGACGCUUGGUACAAGAUAGUAAUUUAGAUUAGCAACCUGUAAUUGUAAUGUGGGAACUUUAACAAUAGAGUUUGUUGAAAUUAUUAUUAGGAGGGUUAAGAUAGCAA